Messenger RNA from Cavia porcellus (domestic guinea pig), 2456 nucleotides. RefSeq names its product tumor protein D52 (gene Tpd52). Bases 229 to 969 code for a protein of 246 amino acids. The record is from RefSeq and is a predicted model, not a curated record. Gene Ontology annotation, biological process: B cell differentiation. Lineage: Eukaryota; Metazoa; Chordata; Mammalia; Rodentia; Caviidae. Gene Ontology annotation, cellular component: cytoplasm. The transcript is spliced from 8 exons.
AGGUGGUGAACAGAGCCCCUCCUAAAGUUGCUUGGGAGAAGUCAUUUAUUAAAAGGCCUGCUUGACCUAGCCAUACCUGGGCCCGGACGCUGGGGCGGGGCCUCCAAACCGGGAAGAUAUUUUCAGCAAGCUUGUUCGUCAAGGGAGUGAGAGGCCAAAAGGAUCCGCAACUGACCGCUGAGACAGCUUCUGGGGGCCUGAGAGCCAUGCGUUCUGCCUCUGCCUGGGAUGGAUCACAGAGACACCGACUUAUAUGAAGACUACAAGUCCCCAUUUGAUUUUGAUACAGGAGUGAACAAAAACUAUCUCUACCUGUCCCCUAGUGGGAAUUCAUCUCCACCUGGAUCACCUACUCAGAAGUUUGGUUUGCUAAGGACAGACGCAGUACCUGAGGAGGGGGAAGAUGCUGCGGCCACGCUCAGUACCACUGAGACGCUGUCAGAAGAGGAGCAGGACGAGCUGAGAAGAGAGCUGGCCAAGGUAGAAGAAGAAAUCCAGACUCUGUCUCAAGUGUUAGCAGCAAAAGAGAAGCACCUAGCAGAGAUCAAGCGGAAACUUGGAAUCGGCUCACUACAGGAGCUCAAGCAGAACAUCGCCAAAGGGUGGCAGGAUGUGACAGCCACGUCUGCAUACCGGAAGACCUCCGAAACCUUAUCUCAGGCUGGACAGAAGGCUUCAGCAGCCUUUUCAUCUGUUGGCUCUGUCAUCACCAAAAAGCUGGAAGACGUAAAAUUGCAGGCCUUUUCGCAUUCCUUUAGUAUACGCUCCAUUCAACAUUCAAUUAGCAUGCCUGCUAUGAGAAACUCUCCAACUUUCAAGUCAUUUGAAGAAAAGGUUGAAAACUUAAAGUCUAAAGUAGGGGGAACCAAGCCUACUGGCGGGGAUUUUGGAGAAGUCUUGAAUUCCACUGCAAAUGCCAGUGCCACCGUCACAGAGCCGCCUCCAGAACAGACACAGGAGAGUCUGUGAGAUCGCUACCUUUGUUCCACUACCCACUGCCAGAUGCUGCAAGCAAGAUCCAAGCACAUCUUGUCAACAUUCAUUGCCAUGGAUUUCUACCAGAUGUGCUUUUAUUUAGCUUUAUGUAUUUCUUUGACCAAAUAGUUUUGGAGUUAAACAAAAUGAAAAUAUCUUCACCUCUACUCCUGGGAAACACCCUGAAUGUGCAUUCAAGGCUAUUUAGGGAAAUACUGUUAUAAAGACACAAGUAGUACCUGGAGACACGUGCUAGAAUGAUCUAAGAAGCAGGUGAUCAUAGUUGCUUUUCUACUUUACAAAAUUGCUCUGCAUCUGAGAUGCUACUUGGAUCUUUGUCUUCUAGAUUUUUUUUCUUCUUUAACUCCUCUGUUAUAUGACUCCUAAUUCAAAUUGUUCUUUUUUAAGUUUUCUGAAUCUUUUAUUAGUUAUUAAAGUUUUCUGUGCCAUUUUAUUUACAUUUAAGGGAAGAAUUUACCAGCUACAAAAAACAUUGUUUUGAAUAAAGUUUUCAUAUAACGUAUAUAUCUUGGGUGUGUGAAGAUAUCAGAAUGAAGUAAAGAACUUUAAACUCAAUCUGUUAUGGUUGUGUGACAGUAUGUACAGUAAUUCCAACUACUGGGUGACUUGGGAGUAGGACUGCCCCAUAUCGUUAACUGCCCUUUAUGACUGUAACCAUUUCAGCAUAUUUGUUAUUGUGUCACUUGUAUCGAUUUUGACAAUACUGAAAUUUUAUUUUUGGACUAAAUGGACAGUUGACCAAAUAACAAGUCAAGCAUAUCAGGUAGAAAUACAAGUGUGCUCAUCAAUGUGUAGCUCAAACACUUGAAGUGUUUUCCAUCUUGAUGGUUGUAAACAUGGAGGUCAAUCACAUUAGGUGAAGAACUGCUGUCUCCAUUUAAUCCAUUUAGCACCUUUUAAAAUAAGCACACAGUUAUACAACUGAUAUAACUUGAACAUUUUUAUACUAAGGUGUUGGUUAUAACUCCUGAGGGUGUGAUUUAUUAAUAAAAAUCAAUUCAUCAUUCUCUACUUGUUUGCGGUGUUACAAAUGGAACUGCAGACAUUGUUCCUAUUUUAAAAACUGGGUAUCCAGGCUAGUGAAUCAAAUCUUCUCUGCACAGAGGCCAAGGUACUCUAAUUACUGCUACUGACUUACCAUCAGCACCACCACUAUUUCCUUAUACUAUACCUUUAUGGCCUAUCAUGUUAUCUGUUAUUUAUCAAGUUGUGAUUGUUUUAUUGUUUAUGCCAAAUGUUAACUGCCAAGCUUGGAGUGACUUAAAGCAGUUUUUAAAAGCAUGACUAGAUUUAGUUCAAGAUAAAUUCUUCUAAAACUCAAAUUUAAAAAGCCUCAAUGUUGAUUGUUAUAAAAUGACAUGCUACCAUUCUUGACUGCUAGAGCUUUUGUUAGCACUUUGGAUGCAACUGAAACUAUGCUCUAUUACAUGUGCAAAGCUUAAUAAAUUCUGCAUACACUA